Molecule: messenger RNA, 2592 nt
Organism: Orbicella faveolata
Lineage: Eukaryota; Metazoa; Cnidaria; Anthozoa; Scleractinia; Merulinidae
Biological process (GO): mitotic spindle organization; protein localization to centrosome; microtubule organizing center organization
Cellular component (GO): microtubule organizing center
Source: RefSeq, a predicted model, not a curated record
GAAGACUGUGAUUCAAACUUUGUGCGUAGCUAAACUUCGAAGCUUACAUCUACAAUAACAUCGCUAGAUGAUGAUGGUUUCAAGUUCAUUAGUUUAGAGAUACGUGCUCCCUAUUGAUUUCUACGAGUUUCGUGGCAAGAUUCUUUGAUCGGAUCUCCUAGUUAAUUCGGUUUUUGAACCUGUUUUAAAAGGAAAACAGUGUUAGUUCUGCGACCUUUGAAAUUUGAACAUGCUUUACAAUGUCGCAAAAUAAUCUAACUGCAUAAUUUGAAUAAUCUUGUUAGAGGGAUGAAGUGCAUGAACAGGCACAUGACAGGGCAACCAUCUUCAUUUUUUCCUUCCAAACAUGAUGAUGUUGCUGAAGAACAGGGGUAUUUGAGAAUGCAAAGAAAUGGUGUUACGCUUGAACCUCUGAAUUUCCCUGCAACUCAAUCAAUAUUGUGGAACAGAACAGCUCAAGGAGACACUGAAACACUCCAUUUGACAACAAAACGGAAUGUGAGGUUGUAUAUCAAUGAGAAGACUUUGCGCUUGGCUCGCAGACAUGCCAAUCAAAGCAAGUCUUCAUUUGAGUGUUUCUUUGUUGGGAGCAUCUCCGUAGACUCGCGAGAGGACAGUAUUGAUGUUACAGUUGACAGAUUUGAUCCUGGCAGGGAGGUGCUGGUCAAUAAUGACACAGCAAAAGUCAAAAGGAAGGUACCCACAACUGUAGUACCUGGUGACUACAUUGUACCCAUAACACUGAUUCAAGGUCUGAGUGGAGCUGACAGUUCUGUGACAUACACAUUGGAGGAAUUUCAAAAGGCCUUUCAGGUUCUGUUUGGUAGGAUCAGCAGUCAGGAAACUAUGAAUCUAUCACACAUUGUGAACUUAAAGGUCUGCUGUCAUUCACACAGUGAUAAUGACGAUGAAAUAAUAAUCAAUGUCAACUGUGGUACCAUCACCAUGGCAACAAGAAUACAUGUCACCCCUGUAGCAGCAGUGCCUAUCAUUCCAACAGCACUCGCCAGGAACUUAUCAGGUCCCCUGAGACUUAGUGAGGUUCAAGGUGCUCCAAAAUGUGGGUACUUGACUAUGGACCACACAAGGAAAUUGCUGUUGUUGCUGGAAUCUGAUCCAAAGGCUAUUUCUUUGCCUCUCCUGGGAAUCUGGGUUAGUGGAAUUUACAACAUUCACCAUCCAUUUGUGUGGGCCUGCUGUCUACGUUUUGUCCAUUCAACUGUUAUUCAGCAGCGGGUGUUUGCACCUCCAAAUUCCUUUCUGCUACUUUUGUACUCACCUGUGAGUAGUACACCAGAGUUCUGGGAAUGCCGUCAAGAUCAGGAACAAUUUAAAGGAAAAACAUUUGAGUUCUACAGCUGUUAUGAAAACCUGCACUUGGAAAAAUCACUUGGUCCCAGUUCUUCUGAACCACUGUGCUUUGAGUUGUUGCCAGCCCCUGAAGGAAUGGGAAGGAGUAUUUUUGAAAAAGCUGUGGAUGUCUGGGAAAAGGAACAUAAACAAACAAGGUUGAAUCAAGAUGGAGUCAAUUCUCAUCAAAGCCAACUGAUGACUUUGUCAAGACAAGGACCCAACGAAGAAGAGCCAAGUCCAGUGCCCAGGCCCUCUCCAUCUCCUCAUCCUCAAAAGAUACAGGAGUUUGUGUUACCAGAAGUAACAGAGACUUCAUUGUCACUCAGCUUUGAUGAACAAGUUUCAGCAGAACACUCAGAAGAGGGGUAUACAAAUCAGCAGAUUCUUCCACAUCCAAAACAACAUGUACAGCAAACAAAACCUCAGAACCAGCCGAGAAAACAGCAGCAACAAGACCAAGAAAAUGAUCACGCAAACUUUCAAAAAGAGAGCUCUACAGGUUUUGUAAAAGGGAAGGAACGGUUAAACCAAGUUAGGAAAGGUAGAGCUCCGCCGAAUUCACCAUCAAGGGAGCCUCUCAAACAAAUUUUACCUCCAAAUCAAACUCACACCAGGGUGAAGAGUCAAAAACAGACUCAUUUACCUCAAAAAUCUCACCAAGUGCAAAGAACUGUUGAAGUUCCUAAUCGGAGAAGAGCUAGCCCUGGUCACACUGUGCAAGGGAGAUCACAAGCGACUGUUUCAGGUNCACAUUCGACAGACAGGGAGGAUACAAGAGAAGAUGAAAGCAAAGGAAGAAAACCCAAUCAUGUCAACAUGUUACAAAGAAAUGAACGUCAGUUCUAUGACAACUUGCUGGACCAAGUCAAAACUAUUCUUGAUCACCAAGUUCAAGAAAACCGUUCUUUGCAAGAAUCUUCCCAGAAAUCUGAUCCAUCCGAACCUGCCAAACCCCAUUAUGCAACAAGAGAAGAAGUUGUUAUGGCAACAAUGAAAGAGUUAGAAAAGAUGAAAGCUACAGCUAUAGAAACUGGAGAAGAAACUGCAAAGACACCUGUCAGCACUCUCAUUAGGCAAUGGCCACUUCAAAGAUCGGCAUCUUUGAGCUUUAUCCCAGAUCAUCCCCGCAUCAAUUACCUGUCACUCACCACGGACGAUACUCUAGAUGAAGUGUUCAAUGAAGCAGAUCUCAAAUACCUCAACGACAAUCAGCUAGAACAUAGCACAAUUAUUGUCUAA